Molecule: messenger RNA, 1104 nt
Organism: Nezara viridula (southern green stink bug)
Lineage: Eukaryota; Metazoa; Arthropoda; Insecta; Hemiptera; Pentatomidae
Source: the annotation of a GenBank genome assembly
AUGAAUGGAUUGAUAAUUUUCUGCAGGUUAUCAAAUAACAAGCUGGUGAUCAUAAGUGAACUGGUGAUGGCAACUAUUAAAUUUAAUAUCAGAAAAGCCGUAAAGGAGGACUGUGAAGAAAUAUUUCGCCUUGUUAAAGAAUUAGCUGAAUAUGAAAAACAACCACAAGCCGUCAAAAAUGAUGCAAAAACUUUGGAACAAGAUGGAUUUUUGACUCAACUGCCUACAUUUCAAUGCUUAGUUGUUGAUGAUCCAAGUCAUGAUGGUGCGAAACCUAAGCUCAUUGCUUAUGCUAUGUAUUGUUUAAUAUAUUGUUCUAAAUCAGGCAAAAGAUUUGAUUUCCGAGAUAUAUAUAUAUCUAGCAAAUACAGAAGCCAUGGUGUUGGAAAACAACUUUUAUCAGCUGUAUGCAAGGAGGCAGUAAAAGAGAAUGUAGUAAAGAUGAAUUUGAUAGUUCUGAAAUGGAAUCCGGCUAAUAGCUUUUACAAAAAGUUAGGAAUGGUCAACAUAACAGAUACAGAAGGAUGGCAGUGUCAUUUAAUGAAACGAAAUGACAUUGAAAGAAUCGCUAAUUCAGAAAGGUUAGAAAUGUCAGCGAACAAAUUAAAUAUCAGAAAAGCUACAAAGAACGAUUGUGAAGAAAUAUUUAGAUUAAUAAAGGAGCUAGCUAUUCAUGAAAAGUCACCAAAUGCCGUUAAAGUAAAUACAGAAAUAUUGGAGAGAGAUGGGUUUGAAUCAGAAAACCCUCCUUUCAUGUGUAUGGUAAUUGACGAACCAGACAGCAAAGAAAAAAAUCCUAAACUGUUGGCUUAUACAUUGUACAGCAGAUCAUACAGUUCCUAUGAAGGAAAAAGAUUUGUUUUGGGGGAUAUAUUCAUAUCUGCACCUUAUAGAGGCCAAGGACUGGGAAAGAAACUAAUGUCAGCAGUCUGUAAGGAGGCGAUAAAAGAGAAUGUAAAAACAAUCAGGUUCAAUGUGUUAAAAACUAACCCAUCAAUUGAAUUUUAUAAAAAACUUGGCAUUGAAAACAUAACAGAAACGGAAGGAUGGCAGUACACAUCGAUGAAAAGCGAAAUUAUUGUUAAAACAGCUGAGAUCUAUUAG